This is a messenger RNA of Theileria equi strain WA, 282 nucleotides long. RefSeq lists its product as hypothetical. The record is from RefSeq and is a predicted model, not a curated record. The transcript has a single exon. The coding region runs from base 1 to 282 and encodes 93 amino acids. Lineage: Eukaryota; Apicomplexa; Aconoidasida; Piroplasmida; Theileriidae.
AUGAGCGACCCAUUUAGGGACGAGCAAUUCCACGAUAGUGACGAAUUUAGUGCAAUUAGCGACUCUGAGCUCAAGAAGCUGAGUGACUACUACGUAGAAUACCUCAAACUUAUCAAGGACAACUGGUCUUCGUGUCAUGCCGCCAAGAUUCUCACGAGGGACCUCUUAAAGUACAUCGUACCGAGGUUUAGACAGCUCUCUGCGCCGCUCAGGGUGCGCAUACUGACGAGUUUUUUGUACAUUAAAGAGAAUUUGGUAAGUUUUACAACUCUCCUACGGUGA